AUGCCGCCGCGGCUCAGCAAGAGGCAACAACGAGAGCAAGACGAGAUUGCAGCGCUAGCCACGACUUCGUUGGAGCACCAAGCGUUAGCAAGCAAGGCGCUCGAGGACGCCGACUCGUCCAAGGUCACCCAGAAGUCGACAGCCGCAUUCUCACUGAUGAAAUUGGCUCGGAAUCCGACGAUGACCAUGAAGCACCAGCAGCGACCAAGAAAAAGGCGCAAUAAAAAGAAGAAGAAGAAAGCCGCAACCCACGUGGACAACUCUGCGCCUCCGACACCCAAACCAGCAACGACGACCGCGAGUAAGGCUUCAAAGGCUAAAAAGGGCAAAGGAAAGCAGGAAGAUGAUCUUGACCGUGCCCUAGCGGAGCUGUCCCUCAAAUACUCAGAUAUUACCAUUCCCGACCCAUCAUCUGCGAAAACUGCUACGCCGGCCGUAUUGACCGCUCUCCACAAGCUGCGAGCACUGCUCGCCGUGCAGACAAAGUUCCUGGAUGCCGACGCUGAGAUGCGCCGGUUUUUUGGUAGUAAAGUCAUCUCCGCGGCAGAUUCAUCCUCUUCUGGCUCAGGUCAACCUCGUGGUCCUGUAGCGCGUUCGGUGAUUUGCAAACCUCAAUCAUCAUGGCCUCCCGCUGCAAUGAGGGAUGGGCUGAGCAUGCGCCCGCUGACCAAUGAGGAGACUCAUUCUGUUCAAACGGAUAACUGGAUGCAAAUGCCGGGGGAUAAAUGGUUCACCGUUGAGCACUCGCCAGGAUAUCGUUGGGAUCAAGCACAAUUCAUCCAGAUUGUAGGCAUGCUCGACCCAAACAACCUGUUCAACCUGAUGAGGGAGUCAUUUUGGCACGUGGACACCCUACUCCAGAUUGGAGAGGUGUACCGAGCCCAAGACGAUUAUUCUGUGUCGUCUGACUUUACCUCGCGGGCGCUCUUCGCAUACGAGCGCAGCUUCAGCGGCGCGUUCAGCUUGACCAGUGGUGCAAGUCGACUGGAUUUUCGACACGUCGAGAACAGAUCCCUAUUCCUGGCUCUGCAUAGGACUAUUUUAUCACUCGAGAGAAGAGGAACGAUGCGAACAGGAUUCGAAUUUGCACGCAUGCUCUGGAUGUUGGAUCCGUGGACGGACCCCCACGGCGCGCUCAUGCACCUCGACUUUCUCUCUGUGAAAGCCGAGCAGUAUGACUGGUUCAUGGAGACGGAGGAGGCCUGGGAGGAAGCGAGGAACGAAAAGACCUUUCUUCGACCAUUGGAGCAGUAUCCUGGUUGGCUUUGGUCCAAAGCACUUAUAUUGAAAGGGAUGGGAGCGAAGAGAGGUGGAGGAGAGAAAAAAGCGACAGAGGCUCUUAAGCGAGCCAUUCUUGCAUUCCCCGAAGUCCUAGCCACACUUGUGUCCACCGUCAGUGUGGUUAUUCCUCCUGGCACGACGAUGGCAACGGUAUUAACCCGGUGGAACAGCUCAAAUGGAAUGAAUUCAGCCUAUUCAUUACUCUCUCAAGUCUAUGCCCACCGCUCCGUCUCAUUGUGGAAAAUCCCAGAAACGCUUGCCUGGCUCAACUCGACCAUCCAGGACAUACACAAAGAAAUUCGACCACAGACAUUCUCAUCUGAAAAAGGGCCCCGUGUAGAAGCCUUUAUAGACUCGGUCCUACGACACGCCAUCGUAUCAGACAUGAAGCCCCUCGCGCCCUUUGUCGGCUCCCUUAUCGCUUCUCUGGGACCACAAGAACCAUAUGACAUUGUCCCACCCAAAGGACCUGGUGUGACGCUGUACAAUGAUGCGUAUUUCGCCAGCGCUAGUGCAGAGACUGCAAGGAAACGGCGGGAAGGUCUCGCUGCGCGAGCAGGUGGUGGGGGCGGGAGGAGAAGGGGACAAGGCGACAGAAUUGAAGUCGAUCCCAUCGAAUUUCUUCAGAUGCUAGAGGCUGUACUCACAUUCGAGGCCGGAGAGCGGCGCGAGGAGAUUCUGGGUGCGUUGCAGCAAGGCCCAGGACAAAAUGUUGUCAGACAGCUUGAGCGAUGGGUGCGCGAUCAUGUAGAAUUUGCGGAACAAUAUCCGAAUGCUCGAGCGUACUUGCUUCAACCAGCAGCGCAACGUCCACGAGCGCAAGUCAAUCCCCUCUUACCCGUCGCGGGUGGCGUGGCUGGUGUGGGUGGUGCAAUGGGAGGAGCCGCAGUAAUGCCUGGUGGGUUUGUAGACGACGAAAUGCACGAGGAGGACGAUGAACAGGAUGAAGAAAGUGACGAGGACGGCGACGCUGCACCAAUUCUUCCCAUUCGCAUUGCCCGAGGACUGGUCAACAUGUUCUGGGGUGGCCAAGGGCCUCCGGAGGAUGCUCAAGAUUCAGAGAAUAGCGACGUCGAUUAG
Molecule: messenger RNA, 2361 nt
Organism: Serendipita indica DSM 11827
Lineage: Eukaryota; Fungi; Basidiomycota; Agaricomycetes; Sebacinales; Serendipitaceae
Source: the annotation of a GenBank genome assembly